Molecule: messenger RNA, 1480 nt
Organism: Silurus meridionalis
Lineage: Eukaryota; Metazoa; Chordata; Actinopteri; Siluriformes; Siluridae
Product: eukaryotic translation initiation factor 4 gamma 3-like
Exons: 9
Coding region: 395-1078 (227 amino acids)
Cellular component (GO): eukaryotic translation initiation factor 4F complex
Molecular function (GO): translation initiation factor activity; mRNA binding
Source: RefSeq, a predicted model, not a curated record
AGUUUUUAUGAUGAUUGACUGUGAGAGGCUUCAGGACGAGCUGGAGGAGGCGAAUAACAAAGCUCACAGAAAAACCAGGGGUAACGUCAAGUUCAUCGGGGAGCUGUUUAAGUUGCGGAUGUUGACCGAGUCCAUCAUUCAUAACUGCGUGGUAAAACUGCUGAAACAAAAUGAAACUCUAUUCUCCUCACCACCGCCGGCUAAGAGAUGGACUUUAAGACGGCCAAGUACUUGAUGAUAAGAUUUAUUUGGGACCGAAUUUCGGGGGACGACGGCUGAACUGGAAGAACGGCUGUGAUGGAGAAACUAGCGCUAGAGCCACAUCCGGAGCAUCAGUAAAACUGGACGCAGUGCCAGACUCGACUACAAACAAGCUGCGCUAUCAGAGGAGGAAAUGGAGAAAUGCUCUAAAUCCAUUAUUGAGGAGUUUCUACACAUAAAUGAUUACAAAGUAAUGAUCUCAUGCAGUGAUCUGGACCACGCUGGAGCGAAACCAGACCACGUGGGUCAUCUGUUCCAUCAGCUGCUGCAGGCUGGGAUCCUCUCCACAUCUCAGUUUUUUAAAGGGUUCUCAGAAACCCUCGAGAUAGCAGAUGAUAUGGCGAUUGACAUUCCUUAUGUAUGGCAGUACAUAGCGGAGCUCGUUAAUCCUGUGCUUCGGGAAGGAGGAAUCUCUUUGAGAGAAUUAUUAAUUGAAUUUAGUAAACCACUACUUCCUGUGGCAAGAGCCGGCAUAUUAUUUGCAGAAAUAUUGCAGCUUCUCUGCAAACAAAUGAGCCAAAAGGAAGUGGAGGCCUUAUGGAGGGACUCUAAACUGAGCUGGGCUGAUUUUCUUCCUGAAACCGUGGAUGGGAAUUUCAUUUCCCUGAUGAAGUCUGAUGACCUGAAGAGGGUGGAGCUGAGACUUCAGACAGCAGACGGACUUCUGAGGAGGAACAUCAGCACCACACGAGAGGUGGCAGCAGGAUGGGGCACUAUGCCGGCUGUUUGUCUGCCUUUGAGCACAGGUGAGAACUCGUUCGAGUUGCAAACGGUAGAGUUGGAGAUGGAGGCUUUGGAGAAACAGUCAUUUAGUUGAAUCUUCUGAGGAGAAGUGGGUUCCACACACCAGCCAUCAACCAGAAAAGAGGUUCAAGCAGUCUCCAAACUCAGCACCUGUUUCAGCUCUACCAGUAAGAGUGAGAGACAGAAAAUCCCAGUCUUCACUGGUUGUAUCCCCCAACACACCUGAAGAGAGGUAGAAUCAGGAUUUUACACCCCAGCCAGUCUGUAGACCAUCUGUCAUGGCACUUGUUGAUGAGAAGAUGUUGGGAAUGGGCUACAAACUGUUCGUUGACGACUUCUACACAAGUCCAGCACUGUUUAGAGAUCUCCUAAAAAAAAAUAACAUCUGAGCAGUGGGAAAAUUCAGUCCACAAACCCUCAAACCAUCACCAACAAGCUUCUGAAAAAAGCUCCUUGAGGCCUCAUCACUGGCUGA